AGGGACACCCAUGAGAUUUUGGGAUGCUGGAUGCUGAUGCGACAGUGGCACCGGGGCAUGGGGGUGCCAGCUGCCCCCCAGGGCCCCAUCCCCACAUGUCACCGCUGUCCCCACCUCUCAGCUCCCUCUACACCGGCGGGACCCUGCUCGUCGCCUUCUCCACCCCAGAGCUGGCGGUGCUGCUCUUCCCGGCCAUGUCCAUGCUGUCGGUGGGCGGCAUCCUCCUCAUCCUCACCAACAUGCAGGUGGGCAACCUCUUUGGGAAGUACCGCUCCAUCAUCAUCACCCUCUACAACGGGGCCUUUGACUCCUCGUCUGCCAUCUUCCUCAUCAUCAAGGUGGGCACAGGGUGGGGGGACGUGGAGAUGCCAGGGGGUGGUGCUGGGUGCCCCUGGGUGCCGGCUCCUGGCUGAGGCAGGGGACAGAGC
Egretta garzetta (little egret) is the source of this 428-nucleotide messenger RNA. It is a transcript of the gene SLC43A3, whose product is annotated as solute carrier family 43 member 3. NCBI's taxonomy places the organism in Eukaryota, Metazoa, Chordata, Aves, Pelecaniformes, Ardeidae. The record is from RefSeq and is a predicted model, not a curated record. The transcript has 3 exons. Bases 24 to 413 code for a protein of 129 amino acids.